Messenger RNA from Lineus longissimus, 8835 nucleotides. RefSeq names its product ankyrin repeat domain-containing protein 17-like. Gene Ontology annotation, biological process: intracellular signal transduction. The transcript has 10 exons. The record is from RefSeq and is a predicted model, not a curated record. Gene Ontology annotation, molecular function: protein binding. Lineage: Eukaryota; Metazoa; Nemertea; Pilidiophora; Heteronemertea; Lineidae. Bases 1 to 2064 code for a protein of 687 amino acids.
AUGGCCAGCAACAGCAAUAAAAUUGACCGACAAGCGGAGGCAGGAAAGCGGGCUAUCAGACGAACAAUGCGUAACCUCCAUGAUGCUAUCAGCAAGAAUAACCUGAGGGAGGUGAUGGCCCUUUGUAGUGGCGGUAAUGUUGACGUCAACUUCCACUUCAAAGGGCAAAGUGCAUUGCAGAUCGCGGUCACGAAAGGCUAUUUUGAUAUUUGUGCAUUUCUCAUAAACAAAGGUGCAGAUGUAAACCAACGCAAUGCUGAAAUGAACAGUUUGUUAAACAUGGCGUGUUCACGUGGACUGGAGUGUAUUGCUGAAUUGCUCAUCAACAAUGGUGCUUUAGUUGACUCUGAAAAUGAUCAGGGUAUGACACCGUUGAACUCUUGUGCCUAUGAAGGUCAUUCCCGAUUGACUGAUUUACUUAUUAUAGCUUGCUGUGAUCCCGAUAAAGCCAACAACCGUGGCCAUACACCAAUCAUGACUUGUGCUCGCCAUGGACAUUUAGAGAUAGCUACUGCUGUUAUUAAUGCAGGAUGUGAUGUUGACCGAUGUGAUGAAGACCUCCGAUCUCCUCUUAUGGUUGCUGCUGAAAAAGGAUGCUUGGAUUUUGUUAAGAUGCUUAUAAUAUCAGGUUGUGAUGUAAAUCUGCAGGAUAAAAAGAAGACCACCGCUCUGUUUGUUGCCGUUUCUAACGGUCACUUGGAGAUUGUCAGGGAACUGAUCAUGACAGGAGCUAACGUGAACACCUUAUCUCAGAGAAACAUAUCACCAUUACUGGAGGCCGUAACCAAUGAACACAAAGAAAUUGCCAAACUCCUGAUCAAGGCUGGGAGUGAUCUGAACCAGGCGGGUUAUCUCAAGCAGACACCUCUACACGAGGCUGUCAGGCAAGCGAUUCAUUACUUUGGCUCUGGCAGCAAUGGCACUGACAUGGUAAAGACUCUGGUCAAUGCUGGAUGUGAUGUGAACAAGGCCGACAAUGAAGGGUGGACAGCUAUCUACCAGAGUGCAUUUGGAGGAGAUUCAGUAAUCACCAGGAUCUUGCUGGACCACAAGGCUCGCAUUAAUGUCCUUACUAACCGAGGAGACUCGCUCUUACAUGGUGCUAUCUAUGGCAAUAAACUGGAUAUUGUCAACAUGUUGAUUGAUGCAGGUUGCAGUGUUAAUGUGUUGAAUGCAAAGAAUGAACUCCCAAUAUUUGUUGCUGUUUCUUUCAAAGUUGACAUUGAGAUCCUGAAGGUAUUAGUCAAAGCUGAUAGCCGCCUUGAUGACGUUGACAAUGUGACACAUUCUACUCCCCUGAUGUUGGCAGUUCAGACCCAGCACAUCGAGGCAGUAAAGGUUCUCAUUGCAGCCGGUUGCGAUGUAAACAUCAUGAAUGAACACAAGUUAUCUCCCCUGAACGAGGCCUGUGAGCGUGGAUUUGAAGAAAUCGUAGAUCUGAUCUUGAAAUGCCCUGAAGUUGAUGUCGACGCGGGAGACGUCCGCUUCCCCCUCAUCACAGCUGUCGAUAAACAAUUCCAUGGCAUUGUUGGCAAACUCAUAAACGCUAGGUGUGAUUUGGAUAAGAUAACCAGUGACGGUCUGAAUGCCAUCUACAUGGCCGCUGAGGUCAACAACAACCGCCUUGUCAAGCUACUCCUGAAGUGGGGCUGUAACCCAGAUGGUGCUCGCUUUAUGCCAAAACCCCGCCUUUGCUGCAAGGAGUACACCGACCCUCAUCCCCACCUUGAGCUCUCACCACUCUAUGCAGCUGUCAAGCAUGACAACUUCCAGAUGAUAUCAGCCCUGGUGCGAGCCUACCACGUCGUUCCGUUUUGGGAAAUCGAUACACUUCAUGAUCUGCUCUUCAAGACUGCCUAUGCUGCAGAGGCUGGAUUGACCGAACAAAUCCGGUUCCAGUUUGCCCAGAUGUUUCGUAUGCUGUUGGGUAAGCCCCCGAGUCUGCAGAUAUUGUGUCGAGGAUCAGUCCGUAAGGCAUUAGGUCAGAGGCCACAGAACAAGAUUGGCGAGCUUGAGAUACCAACAAAGUUGAAAGAAUUCAUCCUGAUAUCAGAGUCGUUUUGAAUUCUGUUAGUUUGUUAGCUCAGAUUUCAUGACACUAACAGUCUGACUAUUCAUGUAUUGAAAACCUUGUAAUGAUAUCUGUGUGUGAUUUAUAUAUGAAUAACUGACAAAGACCUGUUGUUUGAAGAUCUGUGACAUGUUUUAAACAUUCCUCAUAUCUUAUUUAUGCAAUAUCUUUCCUUAGUUAUCCAGGUUUAGAUUGUCCCACCUGUGUGCCAAGAGUGGAUGGGUCACUUUUUCAUGAUCUCGAUUUUUGUGGGCACAGUCGAUAAGAAAUCACAGAAAUCACUUGUACAGUCAGCGAGAAAUCAAAUUCAGCUUGGCCUGAAUUUGGCAGAAGGUAUGGAGUAGUAUUUAUUCUCAGUCAUAAUAUUACCUGACAUUGUUUUUCAACGAGGGCAUCAAGUCUGUUCCUGAAUGAUGAAAUCCUCUGCAAGCUGUUUAUGUAUUAAGAGGAAAACGGUAUUCGGGAACGGACUAUAAAUUCUCUACCUCCGAGUGCGAGUUGACAGAGUUACGCAUCAAUACUCGAGUUGUGUAAAUUUCCCUCAACUCCGUCGAUGGUAUUUUUAUUUCUUGUCGCGUUUUUCACAGCUGAUCUGUUCUGAGGAGUUGGAAUCACUGCUGGCUUCAACAUGACAAUAUCUCUUUGCCAGGGCUUCUGGUGCUCUAAACCAAGAAGAAAUUGUGCCAUUUAUCGUGUUCAAAUCCUAAUAAAUUAUAAGCGUGUUAUUAUCAAAAUUUGUACAGAUACUGGUCAGUUUUUCUCUUCAAUUGUAAGGAGAGAUGGGAUUUUGCUCAGAAGCAAACUUGACCAUUCCAUUCUAGAAUGAAAUGCCUUACCGCAGCAGAAAGGUGUUCUUUCUCUCAAAGUGUUGAUGCAAUUAGGAACGAUGGCAGAAAGGUGCUCUUCAACAUAAACUAGAACAUGAAUUUGUAUACAUUAGACUGUAGAUAAUGUAUGCAAGAAUUUGUUCUUUUUGGGCGAAAUUAUGCUUUUUAUGGCUUUCACAUACAUGAACGUACAGUUACAUGGAUGUUAGAUAAUUUUCAGCAGGAAUUCGUUUUCUGACAACCAUCGCUUUUAUUCUGACAACCAUCGCUUUUCUUUGUGUGAACACAGCAUUUUAUGUCAAAGUCUUAAGGUGUAAGGUGAGAUGCUAUUGCAAAUCAAAAGGUGAAAAGUGCUACAUAAUUUUGUAUUAUUCUAAUUAACCAUAAAUGUUCCAAAGUCUUAUCUAUCCAUGUAAUCAAAUUUUCACUGUCGAAUAGUCACACUUGGCAUAUUUGCAAUAUCUAACACAAAAGGUACACAAACUACAGAUUAUCACUUUCAUAAACAAACGAUAUGAAUUAUCAAUACCAAAAAGCAUUUACUGUGACAUUUUGUAAGAAUCCAUCCUUAAGUUUAACGCAAUUUUGGGAGUUUAGAAUGUCUCUUUCUUAUCUUCCUCAAGACUGUAGUGUCAGGCUUGAGACCAUGAACACAAGAUGUUGGUGCUAAGAAAAUAACCAAUUUGAAAUCAAACCAAAACAAGGCCUCGAAUAUCAUAUUUUUGUAAUGUGCAGUAAAAUGAUACUUAUUAUAGAAUGUAAUUUAGUUUUCAGUAGCAUAUUUAUCAGCAUCAGCAGCUACUGCUAUCAUUUUGAUUGGCAGAAGUGUCUUGAGAUUACGGAGGUGAGAGGUCAGGCGUUGGGUUGGGACAGUGGGUAUAGGCCUUAUUUUAUGAGAACAGGUCGUUUUUCUUUAAUUCUUAAAAACAAUUCACUGUAAGGGGAACCUUUUUGCAUUUUAAUACUCUGCAAUACUUGUAGGGACAAAACGGUCUUCUUUGUGAGGAACUACGUUGUUUGAAGUUGUACAGUAGGCUUUCAAAGAAGGCAACAAUUUAUUUGAUUGACAACCCCUUACCUGCUAUGCACAUAAUUUGCCCUUUGAAUCAAUUGCAACAGAAAGUAUUGGCAAGUUGUCUUCUCCAAACAAAACCUUCCAGAAAUUCGCUAGAGCCUCUUUAAACAAAAAGUUUGACUGUAUUAUCAUUUUGAGUCUACCACUCUUCCGUUUUUUUAUCUUUGGAAAAAUUUCGCGAGGAUGGUAUACUAUAAUAGUCCUGCAUCCAAAAUAUCCCCUAAAUUGACUUCCAAGUCAUAAUCUACUGUGAGCAAGUAUGCAAUUCCACAACUUCGAAAAUACUGUCUUCCAAUGAGAAAUCAUGUUGUCUUCAAGAGAAGAAGUGCUGAGCUAUGCUAUUAUGUUUUUAGUCAGGUAGUUUGUUAAUGCCUGGUAUUAUUAAGCAAUAAGCAGAUCGGAGCAGGACACCUGGACUGCACCAUUAUGCAAAUGAUGUUUCUCGCUUUGGUCAAACAAUUCCAGCCAACUUCAUACUAAACCAAUUUGUUAAAAUUACCAUGUCAUGAAAUGAACCUGUAGUGUUGCCAUGAUUUUGUCUUUGAAUCCACAAGUUUUGGGAAUUACAAUUCCUGGUCCACUUAAAAAUCAAACUUCUGACCUCUCGUCCUCUGCAAUUUCAGAUGUAUCCAUUUUUGGGCUCAGUUUUUCUCUGCGUGGUAUAAAUACAUGAAUACAUGUAUAUUCUCUGUAUCAACACGAAGACACUGAUUCUCUCAAACUUCUAAGCUGUGCAUAUUCAAGGUGAACAAAGGUAUCCGAGAUGAAUGGUAUAUGGCAUGUUUGAUGAGCAAACAACCUCACUCCUUAUUCCAGGUCUUAACACUUACUUAAUCAAACUAAUACUAAUGAUAUGACCUCUGUGUCCUCUACAUAUUAAUAACUUGCCAAAAGAAACCAUCCAUAUUUUCAUUGCAUUUUAUGAAUUUUAAAGAUUUUAUUUGCAUCGUUGAAUUAACCACCUGGCUGAUUUGAUAGGUCAUAUAGCCUUUACAUUGAUGUAACUUGAACUGCCCUACCCAAGAUAAUUCAUUUCCAUUUGCCAUAAAAACCUCUAGCAAUGCAUAAAAAUCAUGUCUGUUUGCUAUUAUACUGUCAUUGCUGCUCACUGGUGAGGACAAAAAGUAGCCCAUUGCUUCUUGUGUGUAACAUGUCAGGAAACUACAGAUAAUGUUUGACUUGUCAUUCGAAUCACCACAGAUCAAAUUUAUGCAAACUUAUAUCGCAUUUUGUAUCAAAAGCCUAGAUGAAAUUUAUUCAGUGCUUCUUAACAGGAUGGUAUUGACAAAGUCCUUUAAUUACUCUUUGAGGAGUAUAAAUGAUGAUAUUGAAACAUCCUUUGAAAUAACUUAUUUUGCAAGGGUGCUUAUCUUGCGUAGGAAAUCAAAACUGCAGAUACUUAUCCAUAGAAAUCUUCCGAAAAUACACUGAAGUAUAAUGCAGUCAUUUACAAACAUUGAUACUGAUACUAUUUUAGUUUGAAUGGCCGCUCCUGUCUAUCAUGAGUAUCAUGGUGCAAAGUUGUAGUGACUGAUUUGAUGCUUUGGAUGUGUGAGCACAAUUUUCUCAAAUGUCUGAACUUGUUUGAGAGAAUUUGUACAUGAUGUUGUCUGGUUGAAGCAAAUGACUAGAAAGUGUAUUGUUGAUUUUAAGUUUCUAGUUGGGCAUUCCAGUUACCGGUAUGGUAAACGGGCAUGUUGAUAUUUCAAACUGUAGAAAGGCAAUGCCCCACUUCCGCACAUUAUGGUACUAUCAAGAUUGCUUUGUGGUGUGAGGUGUGGUUGAUAUAUAGAUUUGAUAGUAGACAUUGAAAAUUUGUUGUUCAAAGCUUGUACGGUUCAUCCUAACUUGAAAUGAAUUCUUGUAUGCAUUUGACUGCUUAUCACGCAUAAACCUGUCAUGCCUGUAAUGUAUUGAGUCGUGUCUAGUUGUGGUGAACUGAAAUUCGGAUCAUUGUUUUCUUGCCCUUUGUGCACCCACCCAUAUUUACCACCUAUUAGCUGAAGUCUGAACUAGUGAUCUCUUUAGGAGUAGGAGCUAGUCAUGUGUGUGUUAUGGAUUUUGACUUUGUACUGGUAUAGUAUUGUUGUAAAUAAUGUUUUGUGUCAACGCAUCAAAUUGCCAUGUAUUGUUUCAACUCAGUAGAAUUGAUCAUUCCAUAAGUGAAUUCAUUUCAACUGUUGCCAAAUCAGGGUUGAUGUUGUUCUUAAUUCAUAUCAUAAUCACAUAUUUGAUGUAGUUUCUUCGUGUGUGCCUUAGUGUUCUUUGAGUGCUUUUCUUGCAUAAUUAUAAGAGGUUUUUGAAUGCUUUUCUGUACUUAAAAGCGUGUUAGUGCUGUAGACUAUCCGAGUGCUUUGCAGUGCAUAAGUUGUCAGUGCUUUGUAGUUUUUGAGUGCUUUGUAACCAGUGCAAUUGCGUGCUAUGGUCGAGUUUUCUUUAGCAUAACAAUAUAUAACCAUAAAUUUCUUGUUGCCAGGUAUUAGUGUGCUUAAUAAAGUUUGGAUUUCAAGUUGUGGCUUAUCAAAAUCAACAUGUGUGUGUAUCUUAAACUAGAUGCAUCUUUGGUACUUUUACUUUGCAUAUUUUCAUAAGAAUUUCCGAGUGUUUUGGUUUGGUACUGUCACUAUAAAGUUUGAGUCUGUGCAAUAUUCUUAAUGGAUCAAGGGGGGGGGGGGGUACAGCUCAACUGUAAAUAAUGACCAAGCAAAAGCUUUGAUCUAAUGUCGAUUGGUCAGGAAGUUUUUAAUGAUGGAAAUUCCUCAAAUAUUGAUGCAGAUUGGGGCUGAAUUGGGCAUGUUUUGUCUUUUGUUUUCAUCAAUACAAAACCUUUGCUAAAAUUUUGCAUAAUUUGUCACUUAGUGCGUCGGAUGUGCGAAAAUUAAACACAAUGACAGUUUGAUAAUUUUAUCAAAAGGUUACCGACUUAUUUGUUAUUCAUUUCUUCUUGUAAUAUAAAUCAUAUUGUAUUGUGAAAAUUAUGACUAUGUACCAAGCUGGUGCUGCCUGUCGUGACAAAAAUGGCUUCAAUCAAGAUUCAUCUCGACAUUCUUGCAAUAUUUUCUCAACUCUAAGUUUUCUUAUAAAAAUUCUUCAAAAUGAAUAUGUCAAACAUCUGAACAUUCCCAUUUUCAACCACAGAUCUAACUUUAAAAUAAGUGUUUUUGUAUCCAUGUCAAAACCAUGCUAAUUAAUUGCUAUCCAUGUGAUUGCCAUGCUAAUUGCUAUGCAGUUGUCUCUAAAUCUCUGAAUGUGCUUAGCUUUAACACCAAAGUUUGAGAUUACAAAUUUGCAAGCCGUUUGUUGUAUUCUUUAUAAAUGAUCUUGCAAAUGGUCCCACCCUAAUUUAGAUAAAGACAUGUCGAUUCAUUACUCUGUAUUAAUAUGCACAAACAAAUUAUGACCAAUCGGUGAAAUUGACUUCACUUUAAAAGUGCUAAAUUUCUGGUGCAUUCAGAUUUACGAGAAUUUCAGGUAAACUCAGGUUGCAUUAAUUAGGGUAUUUCAAAUAAUUGAUAAUAUAAUCAAGCAUUUUAAAAAUUAAAAUGUUUAGAAUAAAAACUAAAAAUGACAAUACUGAACUGGUUAUGACUGAUAUUUUCAGUAUUUUUAACAACUUCAGGAUAAAGCGAAACCCUGUGGUUCAGGUAGUCAGAUUCACCAAAAAAUGCUGAUGUCCCCCAAACUGGUUCUGAACAAAACUGUCACACCUCUUUCAUCUGUCUUCUUCUCUGAGAGCGGGAGGUUGCAAUAAAUCUUGGGUAAAAUCUCAAUAGGUACUAAAAUCAAAACAUUAGUAUUGGAUGCACUGAUUUAUAUAAGAAAUAUGUGUACAUUGAUGAUGCAUGUAUUUUGUGUAGUUAGUCUAGUCUUGACACAAUACGGUGUCCCUGUCGCUGUCUUACCUCAUUCCAAGUGUGCUUUUAUCCCACUUCAGUACUUAUGUUAGCAUUAGGAUUAGGGGCCUUGGAUACGAGGUUUGUGGGAAGUGAAUGAUCUGAUGUAUAGGGAGAUGUCAAUCAGGGCUUCUCUGUUAGCUAAAUGCUGAUACUUCACACCUUGUCUUGAUCAGUUGCUUGAAUUCUCUGUGAGUGCUACAAGGCCUAAGGUUCUCUCAACCGUUGAACCAUAUACCGGUAAGCUGAAGUGGGCUUUAUAUAUUUAAGCCACAAUGUGUGCAAUUCGAGUAUUUUCAAAUAUAAUGGGUAUUAUUGCAGCCAUCUGUUGCUGUAACAUUUAGCUAGGAGAUAUAUCGGAUGUGAAUGGGUGUCUGGCUUCGUUAUUAGAUAUAUCAUGAAAAUAUAUUGUCGCUUUCAAAUUAUAUUCUGUAUCAUAUCUUCAAAGAUCAAACGUAUAACCCGGUUAUAUCACAAAGACCGGCACUGGCCAGUUACUGUAAAUAGCCACGUCUGUCCGUCGCACGUAUUUUGUGUUGUGAACCUUGGCGUCCAUUUUGUUUCCAUUGUCGUCAACAUCCUCCCUCCCUUUGUAUAUGUUUGUGAUACGAACAUCCUGGUUAUUGAUGUAUUGUAUGUAUUGUAUGUAUUGCCAACAUUUGUGAAACAGUACAACAGGUCUGUACAUGAUCUACAGUACAUGUGCAGAUCUUCUUGUUUGGCACAUAGCCAUGUCUCACCAAAAAUGGACUAUAAAUCCUCAUCCUUGUAGUGGUAUGGUAAAACCAGGUUGCCCUAUGCUUUGAAAUGCAUCUACCAAUGAGUUAAAGUCUCAAUAAAGCCAGCUGAUAAAUCGUUUUAUCUGCUACAUGUAUGAUUGGCUUAUGAAAAUAGAUGGGGCUUACAGUGAAUAUAUUCGUAACAAUAUGUAUGAAUCGCGUCUGAUUUGCUAUAAGCUUGAAUCAGUCA